Molecule: messenger RNA, 1134 nt
Organism: Bipolaris maydis ATCC 48331
Lineage: Eukaryota; Fungi; Ascomycota; Dothideomycetes; Pleosporales; Pleosporaceae
Molecular function (GO): 2-oxoglutarate-dependent dioxygenase activity
Source: RefSeq, a predicted model, not a curated record
AUGACUACAGCAACCGGUGGGAUAGAUAAUGAUGAUAGUGAUGAAACGCAGUCUGAAACCUGGGUUCACUACCAUGACGGCGGCGUACCGGGUCGACGGCGGGUGCUCAAAGGAUCCGCAGCAAAAGAGACAUUCAGUACACUACCCAAAAUUGACUUUGGGCGGAUAUACUCGGACAAGAUUGAGGAUAGAAAAGAGUUGGCCAAGGAAGUAGGCGCUGCUUGUCGAGACAUUGGCUUCUUCUACGCAGUCAACCAUGGCGUAGACGAAGAAAUGCUACUAGACACUUUUGCCGCCCUGGAAAGAUACUUUGCCCUCCCCACCGACGUCAAAAUGGAAACACACAACCAAAAGACGGACAAGUUCAGAGGCUACGAGGCAUUCCUGGAGGGAAAACUAGAUCCCAGUACACGAGGUGAUCUCAAAGAAGGCUUCCUCAUGGGCGAAGACUUCACCGACCCCGAGCAACUCUCCCUCGUCUCCUCUCCGCCUUCGCCCUCGGCCCAAACCCCACGCAACCAAUGGCCCACGCACCCGUCGGCCCUCUUCUGGCGCCCAGCCCUCUACCGCUACUACCGCGCCAUGUUCGCCUUCAGCAAACGCCUCCUCGGCAUCUUCGCCCUCGCCCUCGACCUCCCGGAGACGCACUUUGACAACAUCACCACGCACCCCCUGACAAACGUCCGCGCCGUGCACUACCCCCCGCAGCAAAGCGCCGCCGACGUCGGCAUAGGCGCACACACGGAUUUCUGCUUCUUCACCCUCGUCUGCCAGUCCCGCACUGCGUACCCAGCCCUCCAAGUCUUGAACCCAAACGGCAUCUGGGUCCCCGUGCAGCACGAACCCAACGCCUUUGUCGUCAACAUUGCCGAUUUCCUCAAGCUCCUCACCGCCGGUGCCUGGCAGAGUACUGUGCAUCGCGUGCGCAACAUGGGCGGCGAGGAGCGCUACAGUAUGCCCUUCUUCUUUAGCCCGAAUGAGGAUGCCCGCGUGAGUGUUUUGCCGCAUUUGAGCAGCCGAGACGGCGUCGUGCGUGGCGAGUUUGCGGUUGGAGAGUAUUUUCAGAAGAGGCUGGAUAUUGAUCGGAGGACGCAUUUGCACGUGGCAACGACGGGCGAGGAAGAAUGUCCGUGA